UUCUUUUCUACCAAACUGAUUACGUUUGUAAUAUAGUUGCAACACUGAAUACCACUUGCACCUUACUUCAUUGCGAUCUUUUACAAUCAUAGGAUAGUAAUGUCAAAAGUAAAUAAAAUAUUUUCUCGAUUUUAUUAUCAUUAUUAGCAAUUUCGCAAUUUUUACAAUAAACUUAUUUUAAUAAUUUUAGUCUGCACUUAAUUAAACUAAAAAUAUCCCACAUUUAUAAAUCUCUGGUUAUUCUUAUAACCGAAUAAGCUUUUGAAUUUAACACAAUUUAUAUUUUAAAAUGCAUAAUUUAGUGUCUUUAGUGAGUUUUGGUGAAUUAUUUACACACGUAACUAAAGAAUUUCUCCAUCAAUAUCAAGUGGUGUUCAUUUAAUAGUUAGUGACUUAAAAUUACGAAUUUGGUCCCUGGGCGUAACCUUUUUAUCCUCAGGGCGAAGGCUGUGUAAAAUAUGAUAUAAUAUUAUUAUUUUGUGAGAAAGUGAACUUAUUUGUGUAAAAAAUGGCUGAGGACGAAGUGCUUUUUGACGACGUCUACGAAUUAUGUGAAACUAUUGGCAAAGGACCUUUCAGCUUGGUUCGUCGCUGUGUACAUCGGCAAACAGGUCAACAGUUUGCUGUAAAGAUCGUGGAUGUGGCUAGGUUCACUGCUAGUCCUGGACUAAGCACAGCUGAUUUGAAGCGAGAAGCAACAAUAUGUCAUAUGCUGAAACAUCCACACAUUGUGGAACUUCUCGAGACAUACAGCUCAGAGGGGAUGCUGUAUAUGGUCUUUGAGUAUAUGGAUGGAUCCGAUUUGUGCUUUGAAGUGGUUCGCAGGGCCACGGCUGGUUUCGUGUACAGCGAAGCUGUUGCAUGCCACUACAUGCGUCAGAUAUUGGAAGCGUUGCGCUAUUGCCACGAGAACGAUAUAGUGCAUCGCGACGUGCGCCCCCACUGCGUGCUAUUGGCCGGCCGCGAUAACUGCGCGCCCGUCAAACUCGGCGGGUUCGGUGUGGCCGCACAGUUGCCCACGCCCACCUCCCAUCGGGCCCCGCCUGGUCGCAUAGGUACGCCUCAUUAUAUGGCGCCAGAGGUUGUAUCCAGCCAGUUGUAUGGAAAACCGGUGGAUGUGUGGGCAGCGGGGAUAUUGCUGCAUGUACUUCUAGUAGGAUACCUGCCCUUCACCGGCACUAGGGAGAGACUCUUUGAAGCAAUAUGCCGAGGCAGAUUGAGGUUUGAUGCUCCAAUGUGGGACGACAUCAGCGAUGCCGCAAAGGAUUUGGUACAGCGCAUGCUGACUGUAGAUCAUACCCAAAGAAUCACCAUUCAAGAUGUAUUGAACCAUAGAUGGAUCCGGGAUCGUGACAAGCAGAAUCGUAUCCAUCUAGCGGGCACCGUGGAGGAAUUGAAGAAGUUCAAUAGUCGCCGUCGUCUUCGCGCCGCUACUCUUGCUGCUGCAGCUGCUGAUGAUGAAGAGGACGAUGAACAGCCGACUCGUCGCCAAGCGCUACUAGAAGAAGCUAACGCUGCGGCUGUAAAUCUGGUGGUGGAGUCUUUAGACGACGUGGCGGUUCUCCAAGACGGUCCUCUGUUUAUGGAUCCAGAUCUAUUCCAUAGUGUGCUUGAUGAUUUACAAUUAAGAGCUCUAUUAGAGGUGUACGAUCGUAUAGCGUGCACGGUGGUGGUGAGCAGCGGCCGCGCGCCCGCCGCUGAGGGCAGGCAGCGGUGCCGGCACGCGCUCGAGGCGGCCACCAGGCUACGGCAUGCGGGCGCCGGGCCCGCCGCCGCCACGCCCGCCACCGCCGCCGCCAUACAUGAGCUGCGCCGAAUGCUAGCCCUGCCACAUAUCAAGGUACCCACCGUAUACUGUAUACUGUCCCACGCGCGCCGGAGGCGACUUACGUUAGUCGCCUAUAGCGUAUAGUACACCAUACGCU
Diatraea saccharalis (sugarcane borer) is the source of this 1925-nucleotide messenger RNA. Lineage: Eukaryota; Metazoa; Arthropoda; Insecta; Lepidoptera; Crambidae. The record is from the annotation of a GenBank genome assembly.